Octodon degus (degu) is the source of this 1200-nucleotide messenger RNA. RefSeq names its product zinc finger DHHC-type containing 19 (gene Zdhhc19). Gene Ontology annotation, biological process: protein targeting to membrane; peptidyl-L-cysteine S-palmitoylation. Gene Ontology annotation, cellular component: endoplasmic reticulum; Golgi apparatus. The record is from RefSeq and is a predicted model, not a curated record. NCBI's taxonomy places the organism in Eukaryota, Metazoa, Chordata, Mammalia, Rodentia, Octodontidae. Bases 103 to 1161 code for a protein of 352 amino acids. The transcript has 8 exons. Gene Ontology annotation, molecular function: protein-cysteine S-palmitoyltransferase activity.
CCCUGGAAGCCAUGGGGGGAGGAGGAAGAGCCUGGUGCCUUUGAUUUUCCUGAGCCCACAAGGGACCAGCUGCGCCUACCCGGGCAGACCUUAAAGGAUGUCAUGUCCCACAUGAAAGGCCUCCAGUCCCCACCUCGUGCCCCAAUUUCCUGGUUCCUCCCGAGCCUGUUCCCUGCCUUCAACGUAGUCCUGCUGGUUAUUUUCAGUGGCUUCUUCUUUGCAUUCCCUUGCAGGUGGCUGGCUCAGAAUGGAGAAUGGGCUGUUCCUGUGGUCACAGCUCUCCUCUUCACUCUCACCUUCUUCAGUCUUGUCUCACUCAACUUCUCCGACCCCGGCACCUUACAUCAAGGCUCCUUGGAGGACCCCAUGGUGGUCCAUGUGGUGUGGGUGCACCGCAGGGCCUUCCGCCUGCGAUGGUGUCCAAAGUGCUGCUUUCACCGCCCACCUCGGACCCACCACUGCCCUUGGUGCAACAUCUGUGUGGAGGACUUUGACCACCAUUGCAAGUGGGUCAAUAACUGUGUUGGUCACCGCAACUUCCGCCUCUUCAUGCUACUCAUCGUGUCCCUGUGCCUCUACUCCAGCACCCUGCUGGCCAUCUCCUUGGUGUUCCUGGUGCGCACCAGCCACCUGCCCUUCAACCUGGACAAGGCCAUGACCCUGGUGGUGGUGGUCCCCGCUGCUGGCUUUCUAAUGCCUCUCUUGGUCCUUCUGGUGAGCCAGGUCUUCUCUGUGAGCACAGCUGAACGCUCCUAUGAGGGCCAGUGCAGAGACCUUCAGGGAUACAACCCAUUCAACCAGGGCUGUGCCAGGAACUGGUACCUGACACUCUUCGCACCCCUGGGACCUCCGUACAUGUCUGACGCUGUCUGGCUUCAGAGACCGCUGGAGCCUGAGGGGGUACUCAUGCCAGUCCUGCACAGCCCACCGUGCCCUUGCACUAACUGUCACCUACCCUGCCCAGAAACUCCACCCCAGCCUCUGGGCCACUGCCCAGGGAAGGGUCCUCCAGGGGGUGGGGAGGCUGCCGCCCUCCAGGAGCUCCCCACCGGCUCUGCGUGGCACCGGAUGCAGGAGACUCCUGGACCAGCCCCGGCUUCCCGCUCCCCUUUCCGUCCCCGGCAAGGCCAGGAGCAUCUGCACCCACAUGCCACCACCUGAACCCCUACAAGAGGCUCUGCGCCCGCCUUGCCAGGACCA